Rangifer tarandus platyrhynchus (Svalbard reindeer) is the source of this 2256-nucleotide messenger RNA. The record is from the annotation of a GenBank genome assembly. Lineage: Eukaryota; Metazoa; Chordata; Mammalia; Artiodactyla; Cervidae.
AUGGCAUUCCAGGCAGUUUGCAUCUUGGUUGGAGUAUUUGUUUGUUCUACCUAUGUGAAAGGAUCGUCUCAGCCCCAAGCAAGAGUUUACUUAACAUUUGAUGAGCUUCGAGAAACCAAGACAUCUGAAUACUUCAGCCUAUCCCAACACCCUUUAGACUACAGGAUAUUAUUAAUGGAUGAAGAUCAGGACCGGAUGUACGUGGGCAGCAAAGAUCACAUUCUUUCCUUGAAUAUUAACAACAUAAGUCAAGAACCUUUGAGUGUUUUCUGGCCAGCAUCUGCAAUCAAAGUCGAAGAGUGCAAAAUGGCUGGCAAAGAUCCCACACAUGGCUGCGGGAACUUUGUCCGUGUAAUUCAGGCCUUCAACCGCACGCAUUUGUAUGUCUGUGGGAGUGGUGCUUUCAGCCCAGUCUGUGCUUAUUUGAACAGAGGGAGGAGAUCAGAGGACCAAGUUUUCAUGAUUGACUCCAAGUGUGAAUCUGGAAAAGGACGCUGCUCUUUCAACCCCAAUGUGAACACAGUGUCUGUUAUGAUCAAUGAAGAGCUUUUCUCUGGAAUGUAUAUAGAUUUCAUGGGGACAGAUGCAGCUAUUUUUCGAAGUUUAACCAAGAGGAAUGCAGUCAGAACUGAUCAACACAAUUCCAAAUGGCUAAGUGAACCUAUGUUUGUGGAUGCACAUGUCAUACCAGAUGGCACUGAUCCAAACGAUGCUAAGGUGUAUUUCUUCUUCAAAGAGAAGCUGGCUGACAAUAGCAGAAGUACAAAACAGAUUCAUUCCAUGACUGCUAGGAUAUGUCCCAACGACACGGGUGGACUGCGUAGCCUUGUCAACAAGUGGACUACUUUCUUAAAAGCGAGGCUGGUGUGUUCAGUAACUGAUGAAGAUGGCCCAGAGACACACUUUGAUGAAUUAGAGGAUGUGUUUCUGCUGGAAAUGGAUAACCCAAGGACAACACUAGUGUAUGGCAUUUUUACAACAUCAAGCUCAGUCUUUAAAGGAUCAGCAGUAUGUGUGUAUCAUUUCUCUGACAUACAGACUGUGUUUAAUGGGCCUUUUGCGCACAAAGAAGGGCCCAAUCAUCAGCUGAUUUCCUACCAGGGGAGAAUUCCGUAUCCUCGCCCUGGGACUUGCCCAGGAGGAGCAUUUACACCCAAUAUGCGAACCACGAAGGAGUUCCCGGAUGAUGUUGUCACUUUUAUUCGGAACCACCCCCUCAUGUACAAUUCCAUCUACCCAAUACAUAGAAGGCCCUUGAUUGUUCGUAUAGGCACUGACUAUAAGUACACAAAAAUAGCUGUGGAUCGAGUGAAUGCUGCUGAUGGUACAUACAAUGUCCUGUUUCUUGGAACAGAUCGGGGCACUGUGCAGAAGGUGGUUGUUCUUCCUACUAACAGCUCUGCUCGCGGUGAGCUCAUUCUGGAGGAGUUGGAAGUCUUUAAGAAUCAUGCUCCUAUAACAACAAUGAAAAUUUCAUCCAAAAAGCAACAGCUGUAUGUGAGCUCCAAUGAAGGACUUGCCCAAGUGUCUCUGCAUCGCUGCCACAUCUACGGGUCAGCCUGUGCUGACUGCUGCCUGGCAAGGGAUCCUUACUGUGCCUGGGAUGGCCAUUCUUGCUCUAGGUUCUAUCCAACCGGAAAGCGGAGGAGCCGAAGACAAGAUGUGAGACAUGGCAAUCCACUGACGCAAUGCAGAGGGUUUAACCUAAAAGCAUACAGAAAUGCAGCUGAAAUUGUUCAGUAUGGAGUGAAAAAUAACACCACUUUUCUUGAGUGUGCCCCCAAGUCUCCACAGGCAUCUAUCAAGUGGUUGUUACAAAAAGACAAAGACAGGAGGAAAGAGGUCAAACUGAAUGAACGCAUCAUAGCCACGUCGCAAGGACUCCUUAUCCGCUCUGUUCAGGAUUCUGACCAAGGACUGUAUCACUGCAUUGCAACAGAAAACAGCUUCAAGCAGACCAUAGCCAAAAUCAACUUUAAAGUUUUAGAUUCUGAAAUGGUGGCAGUUGUUACAGACAAAUGGUCUCCAUGGACCUGGGCCAGCUCUGUAAGGGCUUUACCCUUCCAUCCGAAGGACAUCAUGGGGGCUUUCAGCCACUCAGAAAUGCAGAUGAUUAAUCAGUACUGCAAAGACACUCGGCAGCAGCAUCAACAGGGAGAAGACUCUCAGAAGAUGAGAGGGGACUACGGCAAGUUAAAGGCUCUCAUCAAUAGCCGGAAAAGUAGAAACAGGAGGAAUCAGCUGCCAGAGUCAUAA